AUGCCAGCACCUCGCGGCGGCACACGCUCCCAUAGAAAAGGGCACUAUUCGUGCGACUUUUGCCGGUCGCGCAAGCUCCGAUGCGAUAGACCAUUACCUUGCACCAACUGCGUCUCUCGUGGGAAAACGUGUAUUUUCGAACCUCCAGAUGGCGAGGAGCAGUGUCGGCAGCAGCGACGGCGACAAGUCCAAGCAGUUUCUGAUGUUCCGCCCAGGGAGUCUCCUUCGCAACAGAUUCCGACGCCUGCUGGUACUGCUGCAGACCAGGAGAGCUUGCUGGCAGAGAUAAGAACUCUGAAGGAACUGGCAAAGGACCUGGAGAGGCGUGUUGCAAACCAAACCAACACAGUCCCCAGUUGCAGGAAUGAAAAUUGCGCCUCGCUGCCGACGUCGACGUCGACAUCUACCUCACCUACCGGCUUUGCCUCGCAACAUUCAGAUGCGGAUGCGUCUGACCUUGGUCAGAUAAGUGAUGUGGUAGCUCAUCUUGAACGGGUAUCCAUGGGUCAAGUCUCUUAUGAAGCUAUCCGAGUUGAUGAAUUUAUGGUAAAUGUUAAACGCGUAAGGGCUAUUCCCAAGACACACAGCUAUACGCCGCAGUGCGUGAUGCUCCCGCCAUAUGAUGAGGCUAGAGUUCUCCUGGACAAAUUUAUCACCAGCGUCAGCUACAUCCAUCAUGUAGUGCAUCAUCCUUCGCUACCGGGCAUAGUUGAAGAAGUAUACCGACAGCUUGAUAACCAGGAGCACGUUGAACCAGGCCACCUUGUCUUACUGUUGAGCAUUAUUGCCAACGCGACGCACGUUUGGGGGCUCGGCGACGAAGUAAGCACCGAAAAUAGUCUGUUCGCAUCGUCAACCCAAGCCAAUGAACAGACAUCCCUCUGGGCUAAGUUGGCAUACGAUGUACUCAAUAGCGGCAGGGGUGGUCCGCCGCUCUCGCUGGAGGCAAUCCAAGGGAUCAUCAUCCUGUCUUUUCUGGUUUGCAACCUGGAGGGUGUCUCGUUACGAUAUCGCUCCUUGAUCUCUACGGGGCUAUUGCUGAGUCGUGAGAUGGGCCUCCAUCGCACCGACUACGAUUUGAAUACACCGGCUCCGAAUACGGUACGGGUUGAGAUGGGUCGAAGGGCAUGGUGGUACCUGGCUGCUACUGAUUGGUUCCUAGCUGCGAGAUAUGGUCGCGCCGGAGAGGGCAUCUACCAAGUUAACCCGCUUCAUAUGAGUGUCAGAAAGCCGCGAAAUAUCAACGACGUCGACUUGAUCGAUUGCGGGCUCAAUAUUGACCUCCCUACAACUCAGCUCACCGAGAUGUCGUACUUCCUUCAAAGAAUCCGACUGGCUGAGAUCUCCCGCAGUUAUGUUGACCAGCAGCACCACCAAGUUGAGGGCUCGCCUCUACACAGAGACAUUGAUGUGAUGUAUAUGAAUGCUCAACUGGAAGAGAUGAUCCACGACAUGCCGUCUUUCUUCUGCAUGGAAAGCUAUGGGCUCGGUUCAGACUCAUCAUCAAGCGUCGCAUUCGUUCAGGCCUACAUGAUCAAUUCCAUUAUGCAUACUCAACGAUGUAAACUGCAUCUUAGUUAUCUUACAUCCAAGCCAAAGGAUGACCGAUCGUACGCUUCAUCUCGAAGCAUGUGUCUUGAGUCAGCAAAUCAGAUAAUACGUGGGGAACAGCAACUCGAGAACUCGGAGCAUCCUUUCGUCCAUGUACGCCGGAGGUUCUCUGGCCUUCUUCACGGCGUGUUCAUGGCUGCCAUUGUGCUGCUGCUAGAUGAUUGCGUGAAUGGAAGGUUGAAGCAAGACGGGUCACGUUAUGGUGAACAAACGACCGAAGCUCUGCGUAUUAUCGAUGCAGCAAGAGAGCAGUCACUCGCAGCAGAGAAUCUCCACAAGUCACUGAUGCAGAUCCUUGCGAAGCAUUGUAACGAGCAAAAGGAACAGCUGGCCACGGGAAAGUCUCUGGAGGCCACAUAUUCAGCAACACCAAUUGCAACAAUGAUGGGGGCACCACUACCACAGGCGUCCGAGCCGCCGUUGUGUCAAUCGCAUUCCCUUUCGGCCGCUGGGAGUGAUUUCAGAAUGCAACCGCGCGAGGGAGCGGCUGUGAGUGUAUCGGAGCGUGGCCUGGAUGACGCAGAAGGACAGGUAUCGGAUUAUUACGAUCCACUAUUGCAGAGUCUAGGAGGUUUGAUGGACCUUGAUGGGUUUCCGUGGGAUCAUAUAUUUUCUGAUAUGAGCUCAACAUCCAUGUUCUAA
This is a messenger RNA of Pochonia chlamydosporia 170, 2253 nucleotides long. RefSeq names its product fungal transcriptional regulatory protein. The transcript is spliced from 3 exons. The record is from RefSeq and is a predicted model, not a curated record. Gene Ontology annotation, molecular function: DNA-binding transcription factor activity, RNA polymerase II-specific; zinc ion binding; DNA binding. Gene Ontology annotation, biological process: DNA-templated transcription; regulation of DNA-templated transcription. NCBI's taxonomy places the organism in Eukaryota, Fungi, Ascomycota, Sordariomycetes, Hypocreales, Clavicipitaceae. Bases 1 to 2253 code for a protein of 750 amino acids.